Molecule: messenger RNA, 5755 nt
Organism: Oncorhynchus kisutch (coho salmon)
Lineage: Eukaryota; Metazoa; Chordata; Actinopteri; Salmoniformes; Salmonidae
Product: thyroid hormone receptor alpha-like
Exons: 8
Coding region: 582-1787 (401 amino acids)
Biological process (GO): thyroid hormone receptor signaling pathway; positive regulation of transcription by RNA polymerase II; retinoic acid receptor signaling pathway
Cellular component (GO): RNA polymerase II transcription regulator complex
Molecular function (GO): zinc ion binding; RNA polymerase II cis-regulatory region sequence-specific DNA binding; nuclear receptor activity
Source: RefSeq, a predicted model, not a curated record
ACUCGAGUAUUGCCAAUCUCUGUUUUUGCCUCAGAAUUGUUUUGAAGCGCAAAACUGGGUUGUUGGCAAUUAGCUACGUUUGGAAAUAGCCCUCAUUUCAAGUUAUUGAGCUUUUGGCUCCGUCGCUGAGGUACAAGAAUAGACCCAUCGAGCCUGCCUUGAGGUCAGAGCUGACAGCUACCUGUUUGUUGCCAUAUCAGCCUACCUUCAAUCAUCCCCAAACCUGCUGUCAACCCCUCAGGUGGAGAGGCUGGCCCACAGCCAAUCAUGAGCAUGGGUGGGUCUAACAGGAGAGUGAGAGCCACAGACACGAGAGAGAGAGUGAGAAAAUGACCGUGAAAAGCACAGCGUUGAGAUUGUAGGAGGGAUUCAGAGGAACAGAUCAGCCAGAGAGAGUCUGCAGGGAUUCAUACAGAGAGAGAGAGACUGAGAGAGUGAAAAAGAGAGGCAGAGUGGGUGUGUGUGCUAGCGAGCCAAGGUCUUUUCGGAGCUAAACAUAGCAAGGUUGGCAGCAGUGUCAGUGUACAGUAGAUGUGACUCGUAUUUGCCAACGCUGUUUGAGGCCAGCAACUCUUCUCGCCAUGCAUAUUCUACACUCGCACUGCGUCAUAAGGUGGAUCGAUGGCCCGAAAAGGAAAAGAAAGAACAGUUCAUGUUCUGUGAAGAGCAUGUCUGGGUACAUCCCCAGCUACCUGGAGAAGGAUGAACCGUGCGUGGUGUGUGGAGACAAGGCCACUGGCUACCACUACCGCUGCAUCACCUGUGAGGGCUGCAAGGGUUUCUUUCGGCGGACAAUUCAGAAGAACCUCCACCCCGCCUACUCCUGUAAGUACGAUGGCUGCUGCAUCAUCGACAAGAUCACCCGCAACCAGUGCCAGCUGUGCCGCUUCAAGAAGUGCAUCGCAGUGGGCAUGGCCAUGGACCUCGUCCUGGAUGACUCUAAGCGGGUGGCCAAGCGGCGUCUGAUCGAGGAGAACCGGGAGAAGAGGAAGAAGGAGGAGAUGGUGAAGACUCUGCAGAACCGGCCGGAGCCCACCGGCUCAGAGUGGGAGCUGAUCCGCAUGCUGACCGAGGCCCACCGCCACACCAAUGCACAGGGCUCCCACUGGAAACAGAAACGCAAGUUCCUGCCAGAGGACAUAGGUCAGUCUCCCGUGGCCCCCACGUCGGACGGAGACAAGGUGGACCUGGAGGCCUUCAGUGAGUUCACCAAGAUUAUCACCCCUGCCAUCACCCGCGUCGUCGACUUUGCCAAAAAACUUCCCAUGUUCUCGGGGCUGCCUUGUGAGGACCAGAUCAUCCUAUUAAAAGGCUGCUGUAUGGAGAUCAUGUCGCUGCGCGCUGCCGUGCGCUACGACGCAGAGAGCGAGACGCUGACCCUGAGCGGCGAGAUGGCGGUCAAGCGGGAGCAGCUGAAGAACGGCGGCUUGGGCGUGGUGUCGGACGCCAUCUUCGACCUGGGCAAGAGCCUGGCGCAGUUCAAUCUGGACGACACGGAGGUGGCGCUGCUGCAGGCUGUGCUGCUCAUGAGCUCAGACCGCUCGGGCCUCACGAGCAGUGACAAGAUCGAGAAGUGCCAGGAGACCUACCUGCUGGCGUUUGAACACUACAUCAACUACCGUAAACACAACAUUCCCCACUUCUGGCCCAAGCUGCUGAUGAAGGUGACGGACCUGCGUAUGAUCGGGGCAUGCCACGCCAGCCGCUUCCUCCACAUGAAGGUGGAGUGCCCAACUGAACUUUUCCCCCCGCUCUUCCUGGAGGUCUUCGAGGACCAGGAAGUGUGAGUGGUGCCCCCCCCCCCCCCCCCCCCCCCCCCCCCCCCGCUGCCAAAUAGUAGGGUGGCGACUUGGGAAGGAAUGGCUGUUUUUCUGGAGCGGGGGAGAGUUUUGGCAGGACUUGUGUUUCUCCGACAUUUACGUGGUAAACAACAGGCAACAACCACACACCAGCAGCAGAGGUCAAACAAACAAUGAUUUGAGCUUUUAACCAACCACCUCUUCGUACCUGUUUUGGGGAAUCAGUUUGGCGGCCCUCCCUGUCUGAGAAGUCUUAUCCAGUGGGAGUUGCAUCCCUUUGCCAAGGCGCGCGCAGGCACACGCACACACACUCUGGGUCCCUUCCCAGAGCCUUAUCGGCGGCACCUCAUUUGUCACUCGCCACUAGAUGGUGGUCUUCACAGCUUUGCACCGGUUUGAAAUGAUGGCAACCAUGUUUUAAACUGGUCCGCUAAUUUCCAUCUCAGAAUUUGUGUAAAACAAUCAUUCAGGUGACGCCGUCACACACAAGCAGAGGUCCUGAGCGUGUGCCAUAUAGCGCCUACCGUAGAGCAAAGCUACCAGUACCUACUAUCAUCUCCCAACGCAACUGAGCCAUGAGCGUGAUCAUGUUUGAAACAAGUCAGGGGCUAUGUUUAUAAGUCUCCUUUAAUUGUCUGAAAUGUGUAAAACUACAGACCAUGGCUCCGUAUCUACCUUCAGUUCUGUCAUUAGGCCGGUUCCUGUGACUCACACACACACACACACACACACACACUGGGCAGACGUGCCUUGUCAUUGCCUGUGCUGCUGGUGCCAGCAGUAGACCCUCUUAUGAAUGACAAUUGAGCCCUUCUCUCUCCAAGGAAAGUCAUCGCAGUGAAGGAAAGAGGGGAAGAUGGAAGGGGGCCCACUGACGGGGAGAGUUCUCAGAGGAGUACGAGUGAAAGAGAAGAGGGGAGGAAUAGGAUGAGAGAGAGAGAGUUAAAUUACUGGCAAGUAGACUCAAUGGCUGGAGACUGAACAGCAUCCAUAUAGACUCCCACACCCUGUCUGAAUAGCAGUGAACAAGGCAGGCAACUCAUGUCUCUCACACACACACACAUCCUCACCUCAGAAACUCAAAUGCCAUGUUGACUGUACACAUUGCAGUGAUGUAGCCCUGACCUGCAGGGUAAGUUAGUCCGAGUCUGCGCCUGUGUGACUCAGCUCAGUAUGGCCCCUCCAAGCUUCCAUACUCAGUUGUUAGAGUAGCGGUCACUGAGAAAGGGCAAGGUCAAUGACGUCUGCCAUUUACCUCAAAGUGGGCACACCUUCAAGGCUGGGGCGCCGCCAUCGCUCCUGUGCCGACAGGCUCUACCUCACCUCUGGACACAGGGCAGCAGCCCCCAGCCUCCUCACCCACCCAUCUACACACACACACACACACACACACACACUCUUAAGGAUACUCAACAAACACACAUGUGCAUGGGUGGAAACUCAUAAGCACACAUACAUUAAGACGAAUCCCUCAAACACACAAUCUCAGUACUACCACUCAGUUGAAAUUAAAUACCACUGAAGACAGGAGGGCCUGCCCUUCCCUAUGGGGACCUCAUUGGUUUCACUGACUUCUCUCCUCUUUUUCGGGGGAACGGGGGAUGGUAACCAUUACAUUCGGCUUUUCUCUUUUUUGUUAUGUGGGAUCAAGUGUCACUAUUCAAAUUUGGAGUCCCUAUUUUUUAUUUUUUUCAGUUGAAACAGAAGCCAAUAAAUCACACGACGGAGGAAAUUGCAUGUACAGUCCGGCUGUCGCCAUGGAAGAGGAUUGGCUGGAGAAGCGAUACACCGCGAGCAAGCGGAGAACCCCAAGGUUACCAGGCCGUAGACGGGCGGGUUUAGCACUGUUGAGGGAACAAAAAAAAGUUCAAAGAGACAACCAAUUUUCAUUGAACGCUAAGCAGUAGUUUGUGAACGACUGAACGAGGCGGCGGGAGGGAUGAAUGGAUGGAUGCGUUUCAGCAUUCCAGGGAGCAUGUGGAGGAACGCGUCAGGACAUGGAGCCGAGCGUUGAGUGGGACCAGGAUGGCGGGUACUCAUAGCAGAAGGCCAAGCCUAACUGCAGCAACCUCAACCGCCGUAGGUGGAAUCAACCCGAAAUCGACUGUUACCAGACUUCAGAGCACUCUAGUGGAGCAGCCAGAGCCCCCUCACACUACUGCAGUAGUCCCAACCCCUCUCUCCACCCUCCCCACCCUCAUCAGCAACUAUACAACCCCUAAUCCUCAAACCUAGCUUCAAGUCCUCUGUCAGGCAUGCCCCCUCCUCUGAGAGUCCUGGCCGACUCUGUAUAACAUAGGCCACUGGGACAGGGCUCCCAACUAACCAUGUCACAUUUUCAGUAUUAAACCAACAGCCCUCCUCCCCAACCCUCAUCCACUCUGGGCUGGAGACGUCCCUGGGUGAGGGAGGGAUGGUCCGGGGUCUGUUUGUCACUCAUACACUAUCCUCUCAGCAUUGGUCUCCGCAUUGGUCUCCAAGUCUACCCAGAUCCAGCCCCAGUACAUACUCCUUCCCCUGCCCAACCACCCAUUCACCCAACUCAAUGUAGGAGGCCAACGGUAGGUCUGAAAAAUGUACACCAAACUGAAUCCACGCCUCUCCCUUGUGAGACAAGGCUGGCCAUAACCGCUCACUUAGAGCGGCGUUACCGAAUGAAUGUGAACGGCAAAGCAGCAAUGGGAGCGAGUGAAGGAGAGAGCGUAAGGGAGCGGGACAGAAAGAAGGUGGGGGCAUCAGCCCUUCCUUCCGUCCCUUCGUAUGGCGUGGGUUGGAGGGGGACCGUCGCCCGUGGUCAAAGCUCCGUUAUGAACUCAGAGGACGGGGAGAUGAUCAGGUGAUCUCCCCCUUAACUCCCAGCGAGUCCCCACCUUCGGCUCUCCAUAAAGGAGAGCCACCAACUUUCACAUGGAGACGAUCGGCAACAGAAACAGAAGCGCCAUUCAAUGGAUGCGGGUAUGAAACUCCAAGCUUCGUUGACAAAGAACGAAGUGACAGAAAAAAAAGGUCCUUAGUUCCUGUGAGCCGAUUGGGUGUGUGUGUGUGUGUGAAAUGGUUGGUUGAAAUGCUGCUUUUACCUUCUGAGUUGAAUUUUUAUUGAGAAAGACAUAUAUGAUGAUAAUGUACCCAGAAAAGUGAAAUGAGGAAUAUAUGACUUUAAAAAGACUCCUGAACAAAAGUCGAACUCUUGGAGAUCUUUUUCCCGUCAUUUGUAUCUCAACGUUUUUUUUGUGUGAUGUUUAUGUCAUUAUUUUUUUUUUACGCUUAAACUGCUUUUACGUAAAAAGAGAGAAAAAAAGAACAGCCGUAGUCACUUUUUGACCACGCGUGCAGCGUAACGUAGACAUUUUCCAUCACCUAUAGUUUGUGUUGAUAAGCCAACUGUUCUGUUGUCUGUGCAUCUGUCUGAUUGUCCGUCCCUUUUCAGGAGGAAUUUACAACAAACAAAAAACAGGAAUAUUCUUUAUAUAUAUAUAUAUAUAUAUAUAUAUAUAUAUAUAUAUAUAUAUAAAUAUAAUGUUAGCUUUUUUAUGAAAGAAGACUUUGAAGAAAAAAAAUUCACAAGCAGGAAAGAUAAUGCAACCGGAACUGAAACACAAUCUUCUCAUACCUCACACAACACAAAACUCAAAAAGGAACUUGGGAGGAGUGAUGAUUCACAGGCACAUGUGGAAGUGCGUAAAUGCAUUUAAAAAAUAAUAAUAACAUUGAGGUAUAUAUGUGCUUGUGGGCGUGUACGCAUCUGUAGCGAUUACAAAAAGACUCAACCACAAGCCUUGGCGCUCGCUACCUAUUAAAUUGGUUCUUGGAAGAUUGUGGACACAACGUAAGUAAAGUCUCGCAUCAUCAACAGGUGCUGAAAUGGAUUGCUGGCAGUUGGCCCCUCCCAGGUGUAUCCACGACCAUAGAUAGUGAAGUCAAAUGUGAAUGGCCCAGAGCUUGAGGGGGGGGGGGGG